Molecule: messenger RNA, 1407 nt
Organism: Xenia sp. Carnegie-2017
Lineage: Eukaryota; Metazoa; Cnidaria; Anthozoa; Malacalcyonacea; Xeniidae
Product: STE20-related kinase adapter protein alpha-like
Exons: 11
Coding region: 442-1311 (289 amino acids)
Biological process (GO): protein phosphorylation
Molecular function (GO): ATP binding; protein serine/threonine kinase activator activity; protein kinase activity
Source: RefSeq, a predicted model, not a curated record
UUAACAGUAUCAUACGAAAAGUACUUCUCUUCAUUCAAUUGACAGAUAAGAUGUAAUUGGAAUUCAGUGUCAGCGUUAAGCUUUGAGCUUGUUUAUACAAUGCAAGCGUUGAGCGAGGAGUAGCUGUGUAGAAAGGACAGCCUGGACACAGGACACCGGACGGGUCUAAUAAAAUAUGUCAAUACCUGUAAAGACAUCAAAUGCUGCUCCAAAUUUGAUGUCAAUUAGUCUAAGUUUCGAUCCAAAGAUUAUAUUUGUUUUAAACAGAUAGGAUCAGGAUUUGGUGAUUUAACUUCAAUAUGGCUCGCACAUUAUAAUGGUGUAAAGAAGAAUAUUGUGAUUAAGAAAACAAAACUUGAUGUUUCUGACACCAAGAAAAUCGACCUGAUCAGUCAUGAAGUUUAUCUUUCAAGAAUCUUGGCUCACCCUAACAUUGUUGCAAUGCUAGCAGCAUUCGUUUGUAAAGAAUUAUGGACUAUUAGUCCAUAUAUGGAAUAUGGCUCCUGUGACAAAAUAAUAAAAGAAGGAUUUCCGCUAGGCCUUCCCGAGGCAGCUAUUUUACUCAUAUUACGUGAAGUACUCAAAGCUCUGGAUAACAUCCAUAGAAUGGGCUAUGUUCAUCGUGCUGUAAAAGCACAUCAUAUACUUAUUGAUGGAAAUGGUACAGUUUGUCUUACUGGUCUUCGUGAAUCUCAUUGUCUUUCACCAAAUGGUUACAAUCAUGUGUAUGACUUUCCUGAGGAUGCUGUUGCAUCUGUACCUUGGCUAGCACCUGAAGUUUUAGAGCAGAACAUUCUUGGUUAUGAUUAUCGUUCGGAUAUAUACAGUCUUGGGAUAACAGCUGUUGAAAUGGCUUGUGGUAUUGAACCUCACAAGAAUGUUUCUGCAACUCAGGUUUUGCUGGCCAAGCUACAAGAAAACGAUGUAAAUCUUCAAAAUUUGAACGAUUCGCGUCUUUCAAGGACAUGUGGUGCAUCUGAUUCAGGUGUAGGUGAUAGUUUUGGCGUGACGCGUCAAGGACGUCGCGAAAGCGUUGAAAAUAAGAAGUUCUCAAUGUUGUUUAGUGAGUUUGUUGACUGUUGCUUGCAAAAAGAACCUAAGAAUCGACCAUCGGCACGUAUGUUGCUCAAUCAUGCAUUCCUCAAACAAGCUAAAAAGAAAAUCAAACGAAGUUUACCUGAACUGUUACUUCCUGUGCGUCCUCAAACUUUUGAAAAUGUUGCUAUUUCCAAUGAAGAGAUAAAAACUGCAAACGUUUGCUCUGUGACCGAAAGUUUGGAUAAACUCGAUGUCAGCUCUUGGAACUUUUAAACUUUUGUAUUUUCGUUACAAGUUUAUAAAAAAGAAGAGCGUGUUGUAAUUAAAUAAAUCACUUGGUGUUUUAAAAUAAACAAGAAAUUUGGCUGA